Dentiscutata erythropus is the source of this 741-nucleotide messenger RNA. Lineage: Eukaryota; Fungi; Glomeromycota; Glomeromycetes; Diversisporales; Gigasporaceae. The record is from the annotation of a GenBank genome assembly.
AUGCAACCCACUACUACUCUUCCAUCAAUAAAAUCUCUCUUUCCUUAUCCAAGUUCUUAUCCUUUACCCACCGCUCUAUAUAACCCAUUAAUUCAUCCUUCAAAAACAAUUAAUAAUUGUCUUGAUGUCAAAAAUAAAUUGAUAAAUGCAGAACAAGUUAUGACUCAAUGUAUUCCUCCACUUCAACAAUUACCUAAAGAUCAAUCUUGUCAUUACUCUUGUUGCCGUCCAGCAAAUGAAGAUUUUAGAUCAUCAACUAAUCUAUUUGAUAAAUCAUCAAUUAAUAAUAAUAAUUUUCAAUCUUCUCAACAAUGUUACUCGGUAGUCAGACCUGCUCCAAUUAGACCUUAUGAUGAUAAAUUAUUUUCUAUGAGACAUUCGAUUCCACAUUCUAAUCCUCCGUUAUUUAACAAUAUGACUUCACCAAAGUAUCUUUUUCAUGGAGGUUUUAAUGUUAAACCUUCAACUAAAGAAGAAAAUCGUUAUCAAUGUCCAUAUUGUACAAAACGAUUUUCUCGUCCUAGUUCUCUUAAAAUUCAUAUUAAUUCGCAUACCGGUGAAAAACCUUUUGUUUGUACUGAACCGGGUUGUGGUCGAAGAUUUUCGGUUCACAGUAAUAUGCGUAGACAUUUAAGAGUUCAUCGAAUAGGUAGACCUAUUAAGAAAGCUUACAAUGAUCACGAAAAUAAAGGAUACAGUAUUUGGAAUCCUACUCCGAUUGCUCAUGGUGAUUAUUCGUAG